Molecule: messenger RNA, 435 nt
Organism: Chenopodium quinoa (quinoa)
Lineage: Eukaryota; Viridiplantae; Streptophyta; Magnoliopsida; Caryophyllales; Amaranthaceae
Exons: 1
Coding region: 1-435 (144 amino acids)
Source: RefSeq, a predicted model, not a curated record
AUGGAGCAUCGAACCCAUUGGGCGAUCAAGCAAAUCAACUUUGAACUCCAUAGUGCGGGUGAACAAAGCCUUCUCGAGCUACAUGAGUUAAAGGAGUUGAGGAUGAAUUCUUACGAUAGAGCAAGAAUGUACAAGGCACGAACUAAGGCUUGUCACGAUGCUCAAAUUGUCAAGAAGGAAUAUGUCAAAGGCAAAAAAGUCCUCUUUUUCAACUCCCGCUUGAAGCUUUUCCCGAGCAAGCUUAGGUCAAGGUGGAGUGGGCCGUACACUAUCACAGAGGUGUUCCCAUAUGGCGCUUAUGAGAUUUCCCAAGACGGGCAUACUUCAUUCAAAGUGAACGGUCGCCGGCUCAAGCCCGAUUACGAAGGAUUCCCAAGUGAUGAACCAAUUUUUGUGAAUCUUCUUGAUAUGCAUCAUCAAUUUGACCUUCCUUGA